AUGGUCCGUCUGACUUCGAUUCCCCACCUGGAGGUACUAGAGGUGCGCGAGCGCGCCGAAGUGCGUCUCCAAGGCUGCGAAGUUGCUGGCGGGGUAACCGUGCGGUCUGGGGCGCGCCUCUUCGCGGCGCAGAGCUUCUUCGGAUCGGAGUUCGUACAACGCGAUGAAGCAUCGUGUUCGGAGUUCGUGGACUGUAACUUCUCACGCCGUGCGCAAGUCCUGGAGGGAUUUUUUCGCGCACAUCGUUGCAAGUUUCUGCUUCCAAACUCAACUUAUGGCAGCUACAAAGAUACUCCCGACUAUCUGUUUGUACUGUGUUUGUAGCAUUUGUGCUGUGAUUUGGACAUUAUCCUAUUCUAUUUGGAACAAAUAUUUGGAGCUUGUUGAAUAGAAUACUAGCCAAGAAUGCAGCUGCUCAAAUUUUGAACCAUAGACAGCUCUAAAAUGAGAAAGGAGAUGGAAGGACAAGCGCGGCUCAGGACGCCGAGCUGGCUGGCGGUGGAAGUUCACAGCUGUGCUUCUACGCUUCUUGUGCGGGGGGUGUGCCUUCGCAGGCAAUCGAGAGUUUGUUUCACACAGUAUUAUCGAGCGCGCUGCGAGCCGAGGACGAAAAAAGUGCUAGUGCCAUUUUGAAUACAACAAGAACUGGGGCAUUGAUGUCGCAAUCCUCCCCAAGAACAGCAAAAACGUCCACCCAGGAUUUCGAGGUGGGGAUGAACAGGAGUGGUCGCACUAGAAAACACGAGCGUCGGACAUUGGAACAGCUUCUCUCCGGAAUAGGGGAGAUCGACGAUGGCGAGGGCAGCGAGCAGCACACGCCGGCGCGAAGAUCGCCUCGACGACUUUCGCGUGUUGGUUUCUCCUCACCGCGGCUUAGCAAUCAUGCCAGCAGCUACGCGGGCUCUCCGAGAUCUUGUCCUGGCGGUGCGAAGGAUCUAAGAAAUAGAACCACGCUAUCACGCACUCAGCAGCUCCUUGCCGCGGGAGACACGGUCCCGGACGAUUGGCCGCGCCUGAUGCCGCACCCGAGCUGCAGACGGCCUUUGCUGUGCGCGUUGCAGGACUGUCUUUUCCCCGACAAAGGAGACGUUCUUGUCCGUGGAAAGGGUGCUACCCUUUUUCUCGACGCUGGCACUGUUUUUGGUGGUACGGUCAAUGUGCAGGACGGCGCGGUGCUCUUGGGCUCCGCUCCUUGGAGCACAACCGAUGAACGGGAACUCCCCGGAGAGCGGCUCUGGUCCUUGAGUGAAGAUCGUGAUCGGAGAGCUACUUCUUUAGAUGGGUCAACGAUAAUGACGAGCCCGGCGCGGGCGGAUGGAGGGUGGACCUCGCCGAGACGAGCUUUUGCGGACAACACGCUGGUCUUCGAUGUCGAAAACAGUCGUCUUAUUGAGAACGAAGAUCCUGGCAAAAGUCAUGACGAUCAACAACAAAGUCAAGGCUUGUUCUAUGAUAGAAACUACAACCACGAUGACCAGCAGGAGGAUGUCAACACCGGAGCAGCUGGACCGCAGCGAUACGCUACUUCGCUUUCACCUGGUGCAACGCUUCUGUUACCAGCCGAAGAAGGACUCCAGUACGGAAGUCGAGAGGAACAAAACAGACAAUCUCUGCAUUUUGAUCGACAACAUGAGAAAUUCAACGCGACAAGAACACCCCACUCUCCACGUGGAGUCAAACGCGAGUCCAGACUGUAUGGCGUGCGCACAGAUCGCUCAGCUCGCCUGAUCGAUCUAUCUCAAUUGAGGGACGAGCAAGUAAAAAGUCAAACGC
Amoebophrya sp. A25 is the source of this 1773-nucleotide messenger RNA. The record is from the annotation of a GenBank genome assembly. NCBI's taxonomy places the organism in Eukaryota, Dinophyceae, Syndiniales, Amoebophryaceae.